Messenger RNA from Entrophospora sp. SA101, 135 nucleotides. NCBI's taxonomy places the organism in Eukaryota, Fungi, Glomeromycota, Glomeromycetes, Entrophosporales, Entrophosporaceae. The record is from the annotation of a GenBank genome assembly.
AUGAAUGAUAGUGAUAGUAAAAUAAAAGAUGGAAUUGAAAUCAUUGUUAUUUCAGAAGAAAAAAAACUAAAGCAAAUAAAUUAUUUCAAGGUCAUUGAUUUAAACCCCAAUGUUGUGGCUUAUUAUGCAAAUUGA